AUGUCUGGCCCGCCUCCUGACAAGUUCGCCAAAUGCAUGCACUGCCAGGCCAUCCUCUAUGCCUCGACUGAGGACUGCAUCGUCUGCGUGGCGAAUCCAUGGCAAAUUUGUGGGAAUUUAGUCUGCGGAAGGCUCCCGCCCGUCAAACAUAAUCCGGUCCCCAAGAAGAUCCCCGGCCAGAGUUCCAUAAACAAGAACUUGUGGAUCGGGCAUGGCGAGCAUCAGGAGAAAAAGCGCCAGAGGAACGCCAAAAAGAAAGGCGGUGAUGCCGAAGAGGUUAAGGAGACAGCCGACGAUCCCACAGAUGCCAACGAGGAGGUCUGCGUGUUUGGGGAUAUGGAUCCUUAA
Gaeumannomyces tritici R3-111a-1 is the source of this 348-nucleotide messenger RNA. RefSeq lists its product as hypothetical. Bases 1 to 348 code for a protein of 115 amino acids. The transcript has a single exon. Lineage: Eukaryota; Fungi; Ascomycota; Sordariomycetes; Magnaporthales; Magnaporthaceae. The record is from RefSeq and is a predicted model, not a curated record.